Messenger RNA from Geodia barretti, 483 nucleotides. Lineage: Eukaryota; Metazoa; Porifera; Demospongiae; Tetractinellida; Geodiidae. The record is from the annotation of a GenBank genome assembly.
AUGGCGGGUGUGCAUGUCACUAACCGAAAGGAAUUUGAGAAGAAGCUCAGGAGCUUGGAGUUGACGGUCAGUAAUGAUACAAAAGCGGCAACUCUAACGUUCGCCGGAGAGCAUUUCGACAGUGGGACGUGGUUCGAACACUUGUCGGCUUCUGUUAUCGGCCCCAACCAAGCAUCGAAGGGCUUUGUGUCUAACAGAGAAAGUGCCCCGACUGGAGUUACGGGCGGAUUAACGUUUAAGAUCGAGCAGAAGAACCGCAAAGACAAGUACCUCCGAAUUGGAUUCACAAAUCCUUUCCUAGGGUCCUUCAAGACGUACAUAGGGAUCGGGGGAAGCCCUGGAGCUAAGUUGGGUUACGAGAAUGCAGAAGACGAUUCUCACAAGUUGCGUGUACUUGACGAGUACAAAGUGGAGGCAGUCUUAACGGCUGCGCAGGAGGGAGGAGACAAGCAGAUGAUAUUCACUAUCUCUGAUUCAAAAUAG